Messenger RNA from Labrus bergylta (ballan wrasse), 1596 nucleotides. RefSeq names its product spermatogenesis associated 1 (gene spata1). NCBI's taxonomy places the organism in Eukaryota, Metazoa, Chordata, Actinopteri, Labriformes, Labridae. The record is from RefSeq and is a predicted model, not a curated record.
AUGGAGCUUUCUUGUGAGUCAGUGAGAUACACUGAGGACAGAAGACCGACCAGUAGCAAGCUUGUGGAGCUCCAUGUGCUGUAUGUGCCAGAUGACCAGUGGGAUGUGAAGCUCAAUAAAGUCCCUGCUGAAGCCAUAGAGAGCUUCAUAUCUGCCGGCUUCAUCAGGGUUUACCCUGAUAUCACCCUGAAAACUCUGAGGAACGAGCUCGGAGCUCUUCUUGGUGCAGAGAGGACCAUAGACAGAUUCUCCUUCCUUAAAUGUGUGGGGCGCAGUUUGGCACUGGUCAAGAGCAGACAGGAGAGGGAUCUGAAAGUAAAAACAUUCGCUCCACCGUAUGCCCCUCAGCCAGAGCUCUACUUGCUGCCCACAGUGGAUAUGGACAGCAGCGUAUGCUCCCAGUCUCUCAGCCGGGACACCAGCAGCAGCAGCUCUCCAGACCAGCACACCUAUUACCACACGCCAAAGACCUGCAGUCUGCCAGCAGGAACAAAAGAGCCCGUUAAAUUCCCCCUCAUUCCAAAGGGUUCCCAUCCGUCACCUCCCACCCCCAGCCUGGAAGAGGAGGAGCAGGAGGAGGAGGAGGAUGAGGAGCAAGGCUACAGUUCUUCAGAUAAUGAAGAGGAGGGUCUUUCCUCAAAAAAGUCAGGGUGGGCAAAGAAGGAUUGUUGCCCAAAUAAGAGUCAAAGAGCACCACCUGUCUCAUAUAAUAAAGUUUUAAGAUGCUGUGAAGCUGAUUCAGCUCAAGAAAAGGAGUCACCAGAGAAUGGCAAAAAUUGCGGGAAGAAGAAUAAAAAGCACAGCGGACAGAACAGAGCGCCCCGAGACUCAGGAGCAGCUCCGUCUUUGGAGGACAGAGAUUCAGGCUUUUCUCUCACAGACGGGCUGGGGAAAUCAAAAGAUGCACAUGCGCUUAAGUUGAUCAGGAAUAAACAAACAAGUGGAGUGACAGAAAGUCCAGCUGUAUUAUCUCGGCCUGUUCGCUGCACCUCACCGCCUCCAGGUCUGAACUUGGCAAUGGUCUCUCAAAAGAAGUCUGCCUCUCCUGUCUUUCACACAAACCGAGAGGAAUUGAUCAAGGAGAUCAAGCUGGUGAGGGAGGAGAGAAAGCAGCUGGAGUGGACAAGACAAGAGUUAUUAAGAAAGGGGAAGGAUUUGUUGGCUCAAAACAGACACCGCAGGAACCAAGCCCGUGACAGUUGGAAGAAGAAAUAUUUCGAAACCAAGAAGGCCACAGCACCACUGGAGGAAAAUCUGAGAAACUUACGACAAGAGUUGGAGACGUUUUACAACAAACUAUUGCACCAGCUGCAGGCCAGGGACAGCAGAGGGAAGCCAAGACGACAGGGCAGAUCUUCCUUAAAGAAUGAGCUCAUCAUUCAGAUCCUGACAGAGAGCCAUGUGAUUGACAACCUGAAGAGGAAGGUCGAGGACGCCAAGAUGAAACUGGUAACAGAGAUCAAGUUGAGGAAACAGGCUGCUACAGAGCUGAGGGCGUUGAAGGCUGAGCUGGCCCAGAAGAAGAGCCAGUCCUCUUAUCCUACUCACAUGGAAAAUACUACAAGGAACAGACACGUUCAGAGUACAUCUGUCUAA